UAGGCUACAGCCACACAGCCUAGGCUUAAAUUUGGCUCAUAUCACCCCCCAUAGCGCAUAUUUUCAGGUGACGGCUAUGCAAAAAGACUACAGCUUGGUGCACGCGAAGGAACUGCGCCGGCAACCAGCCGUUUUAUGACAACAAUUGCUACACUAGUUUGUAAAGAUAAAAUUACCAACUGAUAUACCAAAUGGUUUCUUCUGCACAAAUAAUUACCUCUUCCUCAAAAUACCGAACAGUUGGCAGCAACACUUAUUCUGUAGCUAACUAGCUACUACCACGUUCUAACUAAUUUGUUGCACGUUUUCAUUAUUUAUCAGAAUGUCGGACACUCUAGGGGACGGAAAGUUGGAGCUGAAACAAGCCAGCAAAGAAGUAAAGGAGAGCGAGAACGUGGCGGAAAAAUACUCAGCCAUGACAGUGAACAAGAACAGCGAAAUUGUCAUGGGUGAACUGUCAGUGUCGUCCGCUGCGUUUAGUGCGGUACCUACUCACAAACCUGUCAAAAAGCAAAUCCAGUUUGUGGAAGACAAGCAAGAGUUCAGCAGGUUUCCUACCAAGGCAGGACGACGCUCCCUGUCUCGAUCGAUCUCUCAGUCAUCCACCGACAGCUACAGCUCAGCUGCGUCCUACACAGACAGCUCUGACGAUGAAACUUCACCACGGGACAAAACACAGCUCAAUUCCAAGGGCACCAACGACUUCUGUGUGAAGAACAUCAAACAGGCCGAAUUUGGUCGCCGCGAGAUUGAGAUUGCAGAACAAGAUAUGUCAGCAUUAAUCUCGCUCAGGAAGAGAGCCCAGGGAGAGAAGCCACUUGCUGGGGCUAAAAUCGUUGGCUGCACUCACAUCACUGCCCAGACUGCAGUGUUGAUUGAGACUCUGGUGGCACUGGGGGCCCAGUGUCGCUGGACAGCCUGUAACAUCUACUCCACACAGAAUGAAGUGGCAGCUGCCCUCUCAGAGAUCGGUGUGGCUGUUUUUGCCUGGAAGGGGGAAUCGGAGGAUGACUUCUGGUGGUGUAUCAACAAGUGCAUCAACAUGGAGGGGUGGCAGCCUAACAUGAUCCUUGAUGACGGAGGGGACUUGACUCACUGGGUGUAUAAGAAAUACCCCAACGGCUUCAAGAAGAUCAGGGGCAUUGUGGAGGAGAGUGUGACUGGGGUCCACAGGUUGUACCAGCUGUCCAAAGCAGGCAAGCUGUGUGUGCCAGCCAUGAACGUAAAUGACUCUGUGACAAAGCAGAAGUUUGACAACCUCUACUGCUGCAGAGAGUCUAUCUUGGAUGGCCUGAAGAGGACCACAGACGUGAUGUUUGGAGGAAAGCAGGUGGUUGUCUGUGGUUAUGGAGAGGUUGGGAAAGGUUGCACUGCUGCACUGAAAGCCAUGGGAUCCAUUGUCUACGUCACAGAGAUUGAUCCCAUUUGCUCCCUGCAGGCCUGCAUGGAUGGCUUCAGGGUGGUCAAGCUUAAUGAGGUCAUCCGUCAGGUGGACAUCAUCAUCACAUGCACUGGGAAUAAGAACGUGGUGACCAGGGACCAGCUGGACCGUAUGAAGAACGGCUCCAUCGUGUGCAACAUGGGACACUCCAACACUGAGAUUGACGUGGCGAGCCUGCGGACCCCAGAGCUGACUUGGGAGAGAGUGUGCUCUCAGGUGGACCAUGUCAUCUGGCCUGAUGGCAAGAGGGUCAUCCUGCUGGCCGAGGGUCGUCUCCUGAACCUCAGCUGCUCCACAGUUCCUACUUUCGUCCUGUCAAUCACAGCCACGACCCAGGCUCUGGCUCUUAUUGAGCUGUACAAUGCUCCAGAGGGCCGCUACAAACAGGAUGUCUACUUGCUUCCCAAGAAGAUGGAUGAGUAUGUUGCCAGCCUGCACCUGCCCACCUUUGAUGCCCACCUAACGGAGCUCUCAGAUGAGCAGGCCAAGUACCUGGGCCUCAACAAGAAUGGCCCAUUCAAACCCAACUACUACAGGUAUUAGCUUGCAUGAACGGCCCACAACUCUGCACUCCUUGACUUGGACAAGGCUUGGAUGACCAGAAGAUAAUGAAAUAUAUAUUUAGUUUUUUUAGAGACACUUCACUCCUAUUCCUUCAUCUUCUACAGUAGGUGUGACCCUGUUUCACUUGCUGUUUUGUGUAUUUAGUUUCACCAUUAGUUCUGGAAAUACACACUCUAAGAAACCAACAUACAGGACCCCACUGGUCAUGAAUCACCAAUUGAAAGUACAGCACCUAAACUCAGCUGUCUGCUUGAGAUAUAUACACACGUCUGAUUUCAUUCCCACUCUCCAGUAGAAUAAGACAUUUUUCUGAUGUUUUAUUUGUAGUUUGAUAGAUCUUUAUUAUUGUGCCAAUUGACUGUGUAGGGAAGGGGAUUGUUGUAAUUGAGAUUUAUAUUUUCUGUCUGCAUUGAUGUCGCUCUUCUCAAAUAAUUACAUUCCAGCCAAGGGAACAGGGAGAAAUGGCCUCCACACUAGAAAGACUCAACCUCAGUGUUCCAUUUAAAGACAUUGUCACGUUUCCUGCUGGACCAUGUGUAUACCCAUAUAGAUGUUUACUAGCAGCUUGUCAUUUUACUGAUCUCUAUCUCUCUUCCUCUGAAACAGAACUGAGGAAGAGAGAUAGAUAGAAAAUAUGAGUAUCUGUACUGACUGUACUGUAUUGGGGCGGCAGGUAGCCUAGUGGUUAGAGUGUUGGGCCAGUAACCGAACGGUUGAAAGAUCGAAUCCCCGAGCUGACAAGGUAAAAAUCUGUCGUUCUGCCCCUGAACAAGGCAGUUAACCCACUGUUCCUAGGCCGUCAUUGUAAAUAAGAAUUUGUUCCUAACUGGCUUGCCUAGUUAAAUAAUUUUUUUUUUUUUUAAAUAGACUAAAAGGGCAAUAUAUGAUUUUCUUUGUAUAGUCCAUGUGUGCAUGUACAGUACAGAAAUGCAAUUAUCUUCACUAACAACAUUUAGAAGUGUAAGAUACAGAAAGGUAUGUGUAACCAGAAGAGUGACUAUCCAAUCUGCCACUGGUUUUGAUUGAGUCUCACAUGGUAAUAACACUGGAAUGUUUUGCAUUGUAGGAGUCUUAUCAGGCUCAAAGGACAAUAGUGCAUUGCCAUUUCUCCAUCCCUGGUCUAAACAAUGUGGAAUUAAGUUUAUUGAAGUGAUUUUUUUAAAAUGCAGUAGUUGGCUGAUUUUAGUAUUGUUAUUACUAGUAGUAACUAGUAUCCCUUUUUGUGUGACGUGAAUCUGUUUUUCACUUAACGUUCCUGAUCACCAUGUUGUCCUUCUGUCUGUUCUCUGCAUCCAUACUUGCCUGUUUUCAUGUCACCAUCACAUUGAAGGUCUACUCCAUAAGGAGAGUUGUUAUUCGGUUGAGUAAUGUUUUUUAGUUCCACCUGCAGAUGAAUAUUACAGAGGGUAAAUAAUCUGUAUGUAUUACCGGUCGGUUGAAUACAGACCACAUCUGUGUGUACAAUUUUCAGUGUUUUCUGUCCUUCCAUUUUAGCUGUGUGAAACAAAAGAUACUGUUUUAUUUAUAUAUAUAUUAGCUGAUGUAACUGUGAUAUAAAGCGCUUUCUUCUUUGCACUAAAAGCUGUUGAGCAUUACAACCAAGGACAUAUGCGUGAGAAGGACAUUGUUGGCGUGGUAUUGGUGUCGUAACUUUGGUUACUGGUCAAGUGACAGUGCCUUGUGACCCAUCUGCUACUGCACGUAUUCAUCACUUGUAGGAUUAUGUCUGUCCACUCUAUUCCUCUUUGAAAGCUGUCCAACAGUGUUCUGAUUCUGCAGUAUAAUCACUAUGCACCAAGAUGUGCAUCACUGUAGUGGUCUCAUAAAGAUUUGUACUUAUUGGGGGUACCCAAACUGCUUAAUGUGUCAGCAUUUAGUUAUUUCCAUUGUAAGAGAACAUAAUAGUUUGAAUUUACCUGUUUUGGACUUACCAUUGUUUUUGAAGCUACAGUAAAUAUUUUUCUUCCCUUGGAUAUUAUCUGUAUAGCACUACCAAAAGCAUGCCAUGAAGUAAAACCAGAAUGCCUUUACAUGCACUGUGUUGAUUACAAUGCCUCUGAAUUCAAAUUCUGUUUUAGUUAAUUGAAUCUCUCAUACUUUAGAUUUGUUUAUACUGUCAGAACCAUAACGUCUAGCAGGAUGUCAUAAUAACUGACAAAUAUAGUCAGUUAAUGAAACCAUGUCUAGCAGUUAAGUGUUAUCUGACCAGCUCACAAGUCCAGGGUCAUUUGGAUGUUGUAUGCAACAGUGUUCUGCAAUUUGGGCUAAUUGAGUGACUGUCGGUGACUGACAUAACAGAAACUGCUGAUGCACACAAUCAAAUUUCAUAAUUGCACCUUGUGUAUUCUACUAUUCCAACUAUCAAAAAUAAGUUGAGACCCCGACUGAGUUCCUAAAAUGUAUUUAUUUAUUUUUUGGGUGAAAUUGAUCCGCAGGCCUACAAAAGGGGGGCCAGUGCACAUCCCUGAUUUAAAGCAAGGAUCAAUGUGAUGUACAUGAUGUGAGAAUCGCUUAUGUAUCUCUGGUUGUGACAAAACAACCUUUUUUAUUUGAGCUUUGCAAAUUAAAUUAUAUUGUUAAAUUAUACAGUACUAUGUAUUAUUUUUCUGUGUAUUAUCUGAGUGGUUGAUGUAUAGUCUGGCUGAGUCACAAUUCAAGUUGUUUUACUUUAAUCUGACUGCUCUCUGAUGCUGCUAUUUAUUUUUCUGCUUUCUGUUGGUUGAUGUGUACCGAUCCCUUUAAUAAACUUUUCGAUGUUUGAAAUAAAAACUGCUAGUGCA
This is a messenger RNA of Salmo salar (Atlantic salmon), 4785 nucleotides long. RefSeq names its product S-adenosylhomocysteine hydrolase-like protein 1. The record is from RefSeq and is a predicted model, not a curated record. Gene Ontology annotation, cellular component: cytosol. Gene Ontology annotation, biological process: L-methionine cycle. NCBI's taxonomy places the organism in Eukaryota, Metazoa, Chordata, Actinopteri, Salmoniformes, Salmonidae.